Molecule: messenger RNA, 269 nt
Organism: Closterium sp. NIES-67
Lineage: Eukaryota; Viridiplantae; Streptophyta; Zygnematophyceae; Desmidiales; Closteriaceae
Source: the annotation of a GenBank genome assembly
GGCCUCUGAAUGUGCAUUGAUUAUCGCGCCCUUAAUCAGGUUACGAUAAAGUCUUGCCUCCCAAUGCCGCGUGAGGACGAACUGAUUGACCAGCUGCGAGGCGCUCACUAUUUCUCGAAGAUCAACCUUCGUAGUGGUUACCACCAGAUUCGAGUUUUCGCCAACGAUUGCCACAAGACCACGUUUCGUACUCGCUACGGGAGUUGCGAAUACACUGUCAUGCCAUCCGAGUUACAGUAAUGAAUGGACGAUAUCCUGAUUUACCUUAC